This is a messenger RNA of Physcomitrium patens, 429 nucleotides long. The record is from RefSeq and is a predicted model, not a curated record. NCBI's taxonomy places the organism in Eukaryota, Viridiplantae, Streptophyta, Bryopsida, Funariales, Funariaceae.
ACAAGACCCUCUCGACGAGCUUGAGCACGCCUGGAUUGUGCACCCUUCGGCGGUGUGGAGAUGGAGAGCAUCACGUCCAACGAAGUCGCAGGAUUCGCAGUGGGUGCUUUGCUGCUCGCCGCUGCGCUCGCAACCCCGAAGGUCGACGCCUUCAUAGCCAGGGAGCAGCGCAGGGACUUGAAAUUGUGUAUGGAAUGUGGGGGCGUGACGAGAAUUCCUUGCGCGCGGUGCAAAGCUCGCGGUACCAUCAACCAGAAUAUAUUUUCGUUCGACGACUCUAACAAGCCCACCACAUGCCCGGCUUGUAGAGGCAGAGGCAAUUUUCCAUGUCCUUCUUGCUGCGGGAAUAAACCUGGUUCCUCUUCCUCCUCGUAAAUUGUAAGUUUUAUCGCUUGUGAUGUAUGUCGAUGGAGCUCACGGUUGUGUUUC